UUAUUCAUCAUAAUAAAUAAAUCUUUGGGCUGGAGCGAGCAGGGAUUGAGCAAGCAUGGCCUGGGGCCUCGGGGUGCUUCUUAGAAAGACUUGUGUUUUCAUACAUGGAUGCUAGAUGUGCCCAUCACCCUGUGCUCUCCCUCAUCCACCACUUUGUCACUUUAGGACCUGCCACCCGGCCCCAGCUAUCUAAGCACAUUUUUUUCAUAAUCACCCCGCCUUCCCCUUGUUGGUCCCAUGACAGGCUUGCUUUUCCACAGGCUCAUUCCUCCCUUUGGUCCUCAGGUCAGUGACCUCCCCAAGCUCCUACUUGGCGGGCUGUCCCCUCUCAGGUCAUCCCUGUAGGACACUCCUUCAGCUCACAGCAUGAGCUUCGGGAUGUAGCCACCUACCACCCACAAGGACCCAGCAUCGGGUGCCCAGUGCUGAGCCAGGCCUAGGGUGUUCUGGGUGCUUCUGAGAUUGACUUGUGAAGCACCCCUCUGUGAUUUUCCCACCACCUGGCAGACUGCUGCCCCGCCCCAUGGAGAGUUUCGGUGUCACCUCCACGCUGUCACUGGCCCAUCUGGAAGAAAAUUGAACUGGAAUCCAAGAUGGGCUGCAGGGUGAAGAGGCAGGCAUGCCCCGGACACUGACUGCAUCCGACAUGGUCACCCCGGGCAGCCUCAGCCCACCUCCCACAGAAUCCACAGAAGGAGAGCAGGCUGGGCAGCCCCUCCUGGAUGGAGCUCCAUCCUCAGCCUCUUUGGACACCCUGAUUCAGCACCUCGUGCCCACAGCCGAUUACUAUCCCGAGAAAGCCUACAUCUUCACCUUCCUGCUGAGCUCUCGUCUCUUCAUCGAGCCCCGAGAGCUCCUGGCUCGGGUGUGCCACCUGUGCAUAGAGCAGCAACAGCUGGACAAGCCGGUGCUGGACAAGGCCCGAGUCCGGAAGUUUGGUGCCAAACUGCUCCAGUUGCUAGCCGAGUGGACUGAGACCUUCCCACGGGACUUUGAAGAGGAAUCCACCAUUGGACACCUGACAGAUGUGGUGGGCCGCAUCUCCCCGUGUGAUGAGACCUAUGGGAACAGGGUGCACCAGCUCCUGCAGACUCUGCACCAGAAACUGGCGUCACUUGGCCAGGGACCAGAAGGCCUGGUGGGGGCCGACAAGCUCAUCUCCUACAGGACCAAGCCUCCAGCCUCCAUCCACAGGGAGCUCCUAGGUGUCUGCAGUGACCCCUACACGCUGGCCCAGCAACUGACCCAUGUGGAGCUGGAGCGACUAAGGCACAUUGGGCCUGAGGAGUUUGUCCAGGCUUUUGUAAACAAGGACCCCCUGGCAGGCACAAAGCCCCGCUUCAGUGACAAGACAAACAACGUGGAGGCCUACGUGAAGUGGUUCAACAGACUCUGUUACCUGGUAGCAACGGAAAUCUGCAUGCCAGCCAAGAAGAAGCAGAGAGCGCAGGUGAUCGAGUUCUUCAUUGAUGUGGCCCGAGAGUGCUUCAACAUCGGCAACUUCAACUCCCUCAUGGCCAUUAUCUCCGGCAUGAACAUGAGCCCUGUGUCCAGGCUGAAGAAGACGUGGGCCAAAGUAAAAACAGCCAAGUUCUUCAUUCUGGAGCACCAGAUGGACCCAACAGGGAAUUUCUGCAACUACAGGACAGCUCUGCGUGGGGCGGCCCACCGCUCGCUCACUGCUCACAGCAGCAGGGAGAAGAUCGUCAUCCCCUUCUUCAGCCUGCUCAUCAAGGACAUUUACUUCCUCAACGAGGGCUGCGCCAACCGCCUUCCCAAUGGGCAUGUCAACUUUGAGAAAUUUCUGGAACUGGCCAAGCAGGUUGGAGAAUUCAUUACGUGGAAACAAGUGGAAUGUCCUUUCGAGCAAGAUCCAAGCAUCACCCAUUACCUGUACACUGCCCCCAUCUUCAGCGAAGACGGUCUGUAUUUGGCUUCCUAUGAAAGCGAGAGCCCAGAGAACCAGACAGAAAAGGAGAGGUGGAAAUCUCUAAGAUCUUCUAUUCUGGGGAAGACAUGAGAAGCCCUGACGCAGAGGAAGAGGAAACAGACGAGCUGACAGAGGCAGUCCCAACCCUGUCACAGACAGCCCAAUGGGUGGAGGUUGACGCAAAGCCUCAUUACUUUGCAAACCAGAUGCUGUGGCCUGGUACCUGCCACAAAGGCCACAUGGGCACAGGAAACCUUUCAUGGGACCUCAGCCCUGGCUGACUUGGCAGGGCCUCCAAGAGCAUGGGUAACAUGCCUCGGGCAAACAUUGCCUUUAUGACCAAGUGGGUCACAUAGCCAAUCUGUCCAUUCUGGACAGGGACACAGCACUACCCGGAUGGCUGGGUGACUGCAAUCACGUGAUCUUGUUGAGUGAUGUGUGCUAUGGAGAGUAACACCACCACCGUCUGUCACCAGGUGGCUUGGGAGCCUCUGUAACUGCAACCAGCAUCACAGUGCAACAUGAGAUGUCCCUGCACCAGCUCCGAGCCCACUCUAGCCCCUGGCCUUCUGCUGAGGGGCCCCAGUCCUGUCCCUCCCAGCGGACCUGUUUCUGCAGUCACCAUUUCCUUCUGCAUCCUGCUGGUAUCAGGAUAGCCCUCUGGCGACAGCCGUGAAACAAGUCACUGAGACAAACCAGAGCCGUGGAGUCGGCAAUGUGUAUAUUACAACCUGCUGCCUAGCUCCCUUGUAAACUUUAGAGUUGGAGUAAACAUGUUUGUAUGCCCAUCCUGUA
Molecule: messenger RNA, 2725 nt
Organism: Mastomys coucha (southern multimammate mouse)
Lineage: Eukaryota; Metazoa; Chordata; Mammalia; Rodentia; Muridae
Gene: Rasgef1c
Product: RasGEF domain family member 1C
Exons: 14
Coding region: 620-2020 (466 amino acids)
Biological process (GO): Ras protein signal transduction; positive regulation of GTPase activity
Cellular component (GO): plasma membrane
Molecular function (GO): guanyl-nucleotide exchange factor activity
Source: RefSeq, a predicted model, not a curated record